ACUAUUGAACAGGUGUAUUUUAGGUCACGUGGGGACUGCAUCCACCUGAAAAUCCACCGUUGACUUAUCAGGAAACUCAGAGAUCAGGAUCUUUCACAGAGUAGUCUUUUAAGAAGAUUCAGUUGUCAACAGCUAGCAGUCUCUUUGCCAAAUAAUUAUAUCUGUGACUUCUGAAACUAUUUGGCUGCCUAAAGUUAAAGGACUUGGGGAAAGUCCUUCCACUGCUCUUCUGCAGCGGUGUCACACCACUCAGUGCAGGGCCCAUCAAGAAGAAAGCAGUGUCAGGAUCCACAUGGCACUAUGGUAACUUUGUGAAAGGGGACAUUUUCUCCCUCUGAACUUCUCUUCAUAAAGUCAUUGUGCUUCCUCUCGGGGAUCACCUAUUCAGUCUCAAUGGGCUUUGAUGUGCUCCUGGAUCAAGUGGGUGGCAUGGGGAGAUUCCAGAUUUGUCUGAUAGCUUUCUUUUGCAUCACCAACAUCCUACUGUUCCCUAAUAUUGUGUUGGAGAACUUCACUGCAUUCACCCCUGGUCAUCGCUGCUGGGUCCCCCUCCUGGACAAUGACACUGUGUCUGACAAUGAUACUGGGACCCUCAGCAAGGAUGACCUCCUGAGAAUCUCCAUCCCACUGGACUCAAACCUGAGGCCACAGAAGUGUCAGCGCUUUAUCCAUCCCCAGUGGCAGCUCCUUCAGCUGAACGGGACCUUCCCCAACACAAAUGAGCCAGACACGGAGCCCUGUGUGGAUGGCUGGGUGUAUGACAGAAGCUCUUUCCUCUCCACCAUCGUGACUGAGUGGGACCUGGUAUGUGAAUCUCAGUCACUAAAAUCAAUGGUUCAAUCCCUAUUUAUGGCUGGGUCACUGCUGGGAGGUCUAAUAUAUGGCCAUCUUUCAGACAGGGUUGGACGGAAGAUCAUAUGCAAAUUGUGUUUCCUCCAGCUGGCCAUCUCUAACACCUGUGCAGCCUUCGCUCCCACCUUCCUUGUUUACUGCAUACUGCGCUUCUUGGCAGGGUUCUCCACCGUGACUAUUUUGGGAAACACUUUUAUUCUCAGCUUAGAGUGGACAUUGCCCCGGUCGCGAUCUAUGACAAUAAUGGUGCUAUUAUGUUCCUACAGUGUUGGGCAGAUGCUCCUAGGAGGGCUGGCUUUUGCCAUUCAGGACUGGCGCAUAUUGCAACUGACUGUGUCUACACCCAUAAUUGUCCUCUUCUUGUCCUCUUGGAAGAUGGUGGAGUCUGCUCGGUGGCUGAUUAUCAACAAUCAGCUAGAUGAGGGCUUAAAGGAGCUUAGAAGAGUUGCACACAUAAAUGGAAAAAAGAAUACUGAAGAGACACUGACCACUGAGCUUGUGAGAUCCACCAUGAAGAAGGAGUUGGAUGCAGUCCAAAUUAAAACAUCCGUUUUUGCCCUGUUCCAUGCACCCAAAUUGAGAAUGAGAGUCUUCGGCCUGUGCUUUGUGAGAUUCGCAAUCACUGUACCCUUUUAUGGCCUGAUACUCAACUUGCAGCACUUAGGGAGCAAUGUCUCCCUGUUCCAGGUUCUCUGUGGAGCUGUCACACUCACAGCCAGAUGUGUUUCCCUUUUGACACUGAAUCAUAUGGGUCGUCGAAUAAGCCAGAUGUUGUUCACGUUCCCGGUGGGACUUGUCAUUCUGAUCAACACCUUUUUGCCCCAAGAAAUGCAGAUCCUGCGUGUGGUUUUAGCAACUUUGGGAAUUGGCAGUGUUUCUGCUGCUAGCAACAGUGCUUCUGUCCACCACAAUGAACUCGUCCCCACCAUAUUGAGGUCAACAGUUGCAGGAAUCAAUGCAAUGUCCGGUAGGACUGGGGCAGCACUGGCUCCUCUGUUGAUGACCUUAAUGGCAUAUUCUCCCCACCUGCCCUGGAUUUCCUAUGGAGUCUUCCCCAUCCUUGCUGUCCCUGUUAUCCUCCUCCUUCCAGAAACCAGGGAUCUACCUCUUCCUAACACCAUCCAGGAUGUGGAAAAUGACAGAAAAGAUUCAAGAAACGUAAAGCAGGAAGAUACUUGCAUGAAAGUAACACAGUUUUAAGAGAUUCCCAAGACCUGAUCCAAAGAAGAGCAAAAUGGGCGGGGGGAAUCAAGAUUAUGCCUUUAUACCUGCAAAACUAGCCAAAAAUAUAAUGUGCAGACAGGUGCCAUUUCUAAUUAUGGUACUACAUGUAUCAGUAAUUCCAAAAUACCUUAUAACUUUAAGUGAUUCCAUGAAAUAAUGAUUUGCUUUUGGGAAGAAGUUGCACAACUAGUUUCAAAUUCAUCCGAAAAUCACUAACAGCCAAGAUGAUUCAGGAAAAAGGGCAUCAUGGAGUGAUGAUCAGGCUGACUCAUAUAUGGUAAAGCACAUGCUGGACUUUUUAUAAAACUAUAAUCAACAAAACAGUAAUAGCAAAUGCAUUAUAAUUUGUUUGCAUUAACACACCGUAAUGACUCCAGAAACAUGCCCAAGUAUACAGAGUCUUCAAAAAAUUCAUGAAAAUGCAUAUUAUGAGUAAACUAUGCAUGGAGUUCAA
Molecule: messenger RNA, 2530 nt
Organism: Gorilla gorilla gorilla (western lowland gorilla)
Lineage: Eukaryota; Metazoa; Chordata; Mammalia; Primates; Hominidae
Gene: SLC22A24
Product: solute carrier family 22 member 24
Exons: 10
Coding region: 394-2052 (552 amino acids)
Biological process (GO): transmembrane transport
Cellular component (GO): membrane
Molecular function (GO): transmembrane transporter activity
Source: RefSeq, a predicted model, not a curated record